Messenger RNA from Eucalyptus grandis, 1770 nucleotides. Its product is annotated as GATA transcription factor 18. Gene Ontology annotation, biological process: regulation of DNA-templated transcription. Bases 272 to 1408 code for a protein of 378 amino acids. The transcript has 11 exons. Lineage: Eukaryota; Viridiplantae; Streptophyta; Magnoliopsida; Myrtales; Myrtaceae. Gene Ontology annotation, molecular function: sequence-specific DNA binding; zinc ion binding; protein binding. The record is from RefSeq and is a predicted model, not a curated record.
GCCCCCUUUCCACUUUCAGGCGCCUCUCGAUUUCGGACCCUUUCGCCCCGCAAAAUCAAUCGACCCCCAAAAAAAAAAAUCGAACAAAAAAAUUUAGGGUUUAUCAGUCCGGUCGAUGCCUGCUCAAUGGAACAGUCUUCGCUCCUGAGCUGCUCCGACGUCCGUUCCCGGCUCGGGCUCCGCCGUCGCCGCCGCCGUUGUCGGUAGGGUUUUUCCCUCUCCUGCUCUCUUCCCCCCCCGGGCCGGUCUUCCGUCUUUCGCUUCCGGCGGGAUGGCGAGCGCGGACCCGGAGCAUCUGCAGGCGCGCGGGCCGACGAGGGCCGAGGACGACGACGACGACGACGAGCUCGAGAACGGCGGCGGCGGCGGCGGCGGAACCGAUGACUUUGCCGACGAAGUGGAGGAGGCCGGUCGGGGUUAUGUGGAUUCCGUGGGGGACUACGAGCACCGGCGUCGUCGCGGUAGUAGCGCUGGUGUUGGUGCGGGAGGAGGUGGGGUGGCGCCUUCGAGGACGAGCGAGCUCACGCUCUCUUUCGAAGGGGAAGUGUACGUGUUCCCUGAUGUUUCGCAUGAAAAGGUGCAGGCAGUGCUUUUGCUUCUAGGAGGACGUGAUAUACCAACUGCUGUGCCUACAUUUGAAGUUCCUUAUGCUCAAAGUACUAUGGAUGUGGUUGACAUGUCAAAGCGGUCUAAUCUUUCCAGAAGAAUAGCCUCUCUGGUUAGGUUUCGGGAGAAGCGCAAGGAGAGAUGUUUUGACAAGAAGAUUAGGUAUACUGUGCGAAAAGAGGUUGCCCAGAGGAUGCAUCGGAAAAAUGGGCAGUUUGCUUCAAUAAAAGAAGGUUCAGGUGCUGGUAGUUUGGAUUUAGCUCAAAGUUGUCACCAGGAUGGUACUCCCCCUCCUGAAACUGUUGCCCGAAGAUGUCAACACUGUGGUGUUAGUGAAAAUGCAACUCCUGCUAUGCGUCGUGGACCAGCUGGACCAAGGACUUUAUGUAAUGCCUGUGGUUUAAUGUGGGCGAAUAAGGGAACAUUGAGGGAUCUCAGCAAGGGAGGAAGAAAUCUUUCUCUAGACCAAACUGAAUUGGGAACCCCAGAUGUCAAGCCUUUGAUUAUCGAUGGUCAACAUUUCUCUAGCAAUAAGGAUGAUCUUUCCAUGCAGGGAAUUUCUGGAGAGACUUCUACGUCUGACAUUAAAAGAUUAUCUGAUCCUUCAAUCAACCCCGGUGGUGAAGUAGACAAUCAAAUGGACUUUCAUGGAACUGCUGCUGAUCUGACAAGCACGUUGCCCAUGAAUAUCAUGCAUUCUUCAGCUGAUGAUGAUGAGCAGGUGUUUGAAUUGCAGGGAACUCUGGUUGAGCUCGCUAAUCCAUCAGAUACAGACAUCGAUAUUCCUGCUAACUUUGAUUAGAAGCUUAAAGUUACCUUGUCUUUGUAAAAGAAUGGUGAAUCCUAGAAGCUGUGCUUGUGACCACCAUGCCAUCAAAUCUUGUGAGCUGAGGGUGAUACUCUUGUUAACUCUAGCCAUGAUUAAUUUUAAACCUAUUGUAUGUAUGAAAACUAAGAUAGCGUGAGUGCAUCCUACCAGCCUAUUCUCUGUAAUUUGCCUUUCAGGGCUGUUGUUAAGGCAUGUGUUAGUAUUUGUGAUUAACAUAGCUUGACAUUGACAUGUGCUGCAUGGGUAGUAGCUCUCUUGAGGGAUCCCCCAAUGUAAAUCUAAAGAAGAAGCAGCACUUCGGUAAUCAAUAUCAAGGUUCAUUCAUCUUAAGAUCA